Messenger RNA from Paraphaeosphaeria sporulosa, 975 nucleotides. RefSeq names its product mitochondrial carrier. The transcript has a single exon. Lineage: Eukaryota; Fungi; Ascomycota; Dothideomycetes; Pleosporales; Didymosphaeriaceae. The record is from RefSeq and is a predicted model, not a curated record. Gene Ontology annotation, biological process: mitochondrial citrate transmembrane transport. Bases 1 to 975 code for a protein of 324 amino acids.
AUGGCUUCACCCACUAUUAUCCAGCUGCCCUUCUCUACCUUCAUCAGCUUCAGCUCCACCCGGUCGCAAAAGUCUUUCCGACAUGAUGCUGCUACCACGAAAGCGAAGAAAACCUCUGCCGGUGUCACAAUGGCUUCGGCUGCAAUUGCCGGGGCUGUGGAGUCUGCUGUAACCUAUCCGUUCGAAUUCGCCAAAACCCGCGUGCAAUUACACACUGCUCCAACCAGCCGCAAAAACCCAUUCUCAGUCAUUGCGAGCGUCGCGAGAAACGAAGGCUUUAGCGCUCUCUACACUGGUUCAUCUUGUAUGGUCCUUGGGACUGCAUUCAAAACCAGCGUUCGCAUCCUAACCUUCUAUCGUCUUCGCAAUUAUCUCUCUGACGAGAAGGGUACUUUGUCACCAGCACGGGGCAUACUAGCCGGAGUCCUAGCUGGGACAGCGGAGAGCAUCAUCGCUGUCACACCGACCGAACGUAUGAAAACGUUACUCAUCGAGGAUGCGAGAAAUUCGAAGAAGCUGUACCGGUCGGAAUUUCAGGCCUUCAAGUUUCUACUCCGAACGCACGGUCUUUCAAGUCUUUAUCAUGGCAUGGUCUCCACGACUCUCAAACAAGCUUCAACAUCUGGCAUCAAAAUGGGAUUCUAUAACGUAGAGAAGGAGAUAGCUCGCCGAAGCGGCUUGCAACAGAGUAGUCCUCUGACCUUUGCGAUGGGGGCCUUGGCAGGUACUGUUACAGUGUACCUGACGCAGCCUUUUGAUACAAUCAAGACAAGGGCGCAGAGUGCGAGUGGCAGUGAUAUGCGAGAAGCAUGUCGGAGAAUCUUGUCUGAGCAUGGCGUGCGAGAAUUUUGGAGCGGAAGCACGUCGCGUUUAGGCAGACUGGUAGUCAGUACAGGGAUAGUCUACACAGUGUUUGAGAAGACGUCCAGUCUACUGACGAUGGGUCUGAAUCAAAAUAAAAACGAAUCAAACUAA